AUGUCCCGCACCAGCGGCCCAGUUCCCCUACCAAACGAUCCCUCACAGGCUCGGGACUACGAGGGAACUUUCACCCAGAACCGCUACAGUCGCUCCCACGCCAUGAUGCAAGCGACCAACUCCAAUAUCCAGCACAAGGUCGCAAAGCUGCAGGUAAACUCGCUUCGGCUGAAGCGCGAGCUCUUCCUUCUGCAUCGACACAUCAAAGCGUUUCACCACCCGCUCCUCGAGACCUGGGAAGCGGACAUGCUCACUCGUCUUAUUGAGGUGGUGUGUACACGCCAAUGCCUCAGGUUGCCAGGUGGGAUCUCCGUUGGCGAUGCUUUGUUCGUGGAACGGGAUCUGCUCUCUCGGGCGUACAGCAUUGCGGCGCGGCGUAUUCGUAUUGAUGCCCUCUGGAGCCUUGGUCUUUCGGACAAGUACCAUGAGGCGCUGAAGCGGUAUGAGGAGGUGGCUGUCUAUCGAAGCCCCAACCCAUUCCAGACCGAAGCGCCGUUUGCUCGCUGGUUGGUAACCGAAAAGGAGAAACGACCCCAGGUGUACGAGUUCUGGUCGAAAUUCUUCCCCGUGUGCUGUGGCCGGACCGUGGAGCAGAGCAGUGCCCUCUAA
Penicillium riverlandense is the source of this 609-nucleotide messenger RNA. RefSeq lists its product as uncharacterized. NCBI's taxonomy places the organism in Eukaryota, Fungi, Ascomycota, Eurotiomycetes, Eurotiales, Aspergillaceae. The transcript has 3 exons. The coding region runs from base 1 to 609 and encodes 202 amino acids. The record is from RefSeq and is a predicted model, not a curated record.